Molecule: messenger RNA, 1233 nt
Organism: Spinacia oleracea (spinach)
Lineage: Eukaryota; Viridiplantae; Streptophyta; Magnoliopsida; Caryophyllales; Amaranthaceae
Product: tryptophan synthase alpha chain
Exons: 9
Coding region: 79-1020 (313 amino acids)
Biological process (GO): L-tryptophan biosynthetic process
Cellular component (GO): cytosol; chloroplast
Molecular function (GO): tryptophan synthase activity
Source: RefSeq, a predicted model, not a curated record
GCCUGAACCAAGGAGACAGAAGUGAGUAAAGCAAAUAGGUUGCGAAUCCCUCUCUCAGAUAAAGAGCUAACAGAGAGAAUGGCUAUUGCCUUCAAAUCAACCAUUUUUCUGCAAAACAAACGUUUCGAAACGCAACCCUUCCCUGCAUCUUCAUCCUCAAUCAGACUUUCUGCAAGAAGAACUUUCACAACAAUGGCUUCCCUUGCCGUCGCCGCCAAACCAGUCGUCGGACUUUCAGAGACAUUCAAAAAAUUGAGGGAGCAAAACAAAGUGGCGUUGAUUCCUUACAUCACAGCCGGUGAUCCUGAUUUGUCAACCACAGCAGAAGCUCUGAAAGUGCUUGACUCUUGUGGCUCAGAUAUAAUAGAAUUGGGUGUACCAUACUCUGAUCCUUUGGCAGAUGGUCCUGUUAUUCAGGCUGCUGCUACUCGUGCUUUGGCAAAGGGAGCCAAUUAUGAUAGCAUUAUCUCCAUGCUGAAGAAUGUCAUACCAGAACUUUCUUGUCCAAUUGCAUUAUUUACAUACUACAACCCGAUACUGAAGCGUGGCGUUGAGAACUUUAUGUCCACCAUUAAAGAUAUCGGUGUCCAUGGGUUAGUGGUACCGGAUGUUCCCUUGGAGGAGACAGAAGGCCUGAGAAAGGAAGCUCUUAAGUAUGGAAUUGAAUUGGUAUUGUUGACUACACCAACUACCCCCAAGGAUCGAAUGAAGGCAAUUGUUGAUGCUUCAGAAGGCUUUGUCUACCUUGUGAGCCAAGUUGGAGUUACAGGAGCUCGAGCAGAUGUUGGUGCACGAGUUGAAGAACUACUAGCUGAAAUAAAAGAGGCUACUACAAAGCCCGUGGCUGUCGGCUUUGGCAUCUCAAAACCCGAGCACAUAAAGCAGGUGGCCGGAUGGGGAGCUGAUGGUGUGAUUGUUGGCAGCGCCUUUGUUAAAAUCUUGGGCGAAGCGAGUUCGCCUGAAGAAGGGUUGAAAGAACUCGAGAAGUUUACCAAGACUUUAAAGUCUGCCCUUGUUUGAGAGAAUGGUCUGAAUAAUAGUAAUUGUUAUUUGUAUUGUAAUUUGUAAUACAUGUAGUUUCUUCUCACCUAUUACAAUAUGAUAGAUUCAUCAUACAAUAAAAGAUCAUGUAGCAAGUAACCGCGAGCCGUACCAUUCUGUUGUAGUCUAUCCUGAGAAGUCUUUGGGUUUUUGUAAAACUGAACUCAAUUUGAUUACCAUUUUUUUGGUGAA